UUGGCCCGUAUCACGCGGCUAAGCCUCGUCAACUACCGCAAUUUCCGCGAAGUCGACAUCGCGCCGCCGGCGGGGGUGUCGGUGUUUCACGGCGGCAACGCUCAGGGGAAGACCUCCCUGCUUGAGGCGGCUUACACGCUGGCCGUGGGCCGGUCCUUCCGCACUGAACGCGAGCGGCAGGUGCUCAACUUCGACGCCGCGCGGGACGGCGGGGCAGCCUACAUCACGGGAACGGCAUGUGUCGACGGGCAAUCGCUCACCGUGGUGAUCGGCUACCAACCGACGGCGCGAGAGUCCGGUGCGAGUGGAGGUAGUGACGCGGCGAGUCCAGGUCCGGCGACGCUGCCGCCGGUUACCAAGCAGAUACGGAUCAACCGCCAACCUGCCACGGCGGCCGGCCUGGUUGGCCGGAUCGCAGCGUCCCUUUUUUUCCGUGGACGACCUGGAGCGUUGCAACGCUUCCAGGCCGCCUUGCGGAACCGCAACGGCCUGCUGCGACGCCGGAGGGACGGACACGUCGACCCGGAAGAGCUGCAGUAUUGGGACGAGCAGCUUGUCCAGUCGGGGGCUGUGGUAACCUUCGGGCGAUCCGAGGCGCUGGCACGGCUGUCCGUUUUCGCCCGUCGCCAGCAUGGCGAAUUGGGAGAGCCGGAACAGGACCUGGCGCUGGAGUAUCUGCCCAGCGUACCCCCCGGCGAGUCCGUCGAGGAUAUCGCCUCGGCGUUCCAGCGGGAGUUGCAGCGAGUCUCGGCGCGGGAGCAGGCCACCGCGAUUACGGCCGUCGGGCCGCACCGCGACAACUUUGCGACCUCUGUCAACGGCCUGGAUGCCGCCUCCUUUGCGUCCCGGGGCGAGGCUCGAACCAUCGCCCUCGCGUUGCGGCUGGCGGAGGCCGAGUACCUGGCCGAGGUUCGCGGGGAUGACCCGGUCAUCCUGCUGGACGACGUGUUUUCGGAAAUGGACGACCGGCGGCGGGAGAGGGUCUUGCAAAAGGUCGCCCGGUAUCGUCAGACUCUGGUCACCACCACCGACGUCGGACCGGUUCGCGAAGCGUUGGGCAAUAGCGCCGCGUACUUCAGCGUGGCCGACGGCGCGGUGACCCGCGAGGCGAGUUCCGCAUGA
Molecule: messenger RNA, 1122 nt
Organism: Geodia barretti
Lineage: Eukaryota; Metazoa; Porifera; Demospongiae; Tetractinellida; Geodiidae
Source: the annotation of a GenBank genome assembly